Molecule: messenger RNA, 5352 nt
Organism: Colossoma macropomum (tambaqui)
Lineage: Eukaryota; Metazoa; Chordata; Actinopteri; Characiformes; Serrasalmidae
Gene: tbc1d32
Product: TBC1 domain family, member 32
Exons: 34
Coding region: 175-4092 (1305 amino acids)
Biological process (GO): non-motile cilium assembly
Source: RefSeq, a predicted model, not a curated record
AUGUGUGGGAACAGGCGCACAGUCACCAGUUGAACCGAUUAGCUUGUUCAAACUCACCUCUUUUCAGCUCACUUUGAGUCGUUUUGUGGGAUUUUUUCACAGCUUUCCGGAUGCAAUGACGUUUUGCCAGGAAGUCCUUGGCAAAGAGGAGUGCAUCACACCCCCUGCAGAGUGAUGUCUCAGUUUUCUGCGGAGGAUGAGGCUGAGCUCCAGUCCCUGCUGAGACAGCUCCUGAAAAGUGUCAAGGAGAGAAUCUCAGGGGCGCCUUCAGUGGAAUGUGCGGAGGAAAUCUUGCUGCACCUGGAGGAGACUGACAAGAACUUCCACAAUUAUGAGUUUGUCAAGUAUCUGCGGCAGUAUGUUGAGAGCACGCUGGGGGCAGUUAUUGAAGAGGAGACUGAGAACUGUGCUAAGGGUGACGGUCAUACCAUUGGGUCAGGUCAGGACACCCUGGUCCAUGCUGUCACACGAAGGGCUAGAGAAUCUGCACAAUAUAAACAGAUGAUGCAGACCUUAAAGCAGACCAUGAUGGUGAUUGUGGAAUCGCUGAUCAAUAAAUUUGAAGAGGAUCAGCUGAAGAAGGAGGAGAUGCAUAGAACAAGCCAGCAUGAACAGUCAAGCAGCCACUACACAGACAACUGCUCAGACAGCGACUCCUCCUUUAAUCAGAGCUAUGCCUUCAUCAAGCAGGAGCAGCUGCAGGUCAUUUCUGAGAAGCUUGACCCAAGUAGACCAAGAGAGGUACGUUGGGAAGCCUUACAGUCCUUAUGCUGUGCUCCUCCCUCUGAUGUCCUGAGCUGUGAGAGCUGGACUGGUUUGCGCAGAAACCUCUCAGCUGCCCUCGCUGACCCUGAUCCUGACCUCAGUGACAAGGUUUUACGCUUCUUUGCAAAAACAUUUUCUUCCUCCCCUCUGAACGUGACAAGGGAAAUAUACACCAGCUUAGUGAAAAGCCUGGAGAGUGACUUUCUGUACCACAAGCUGAGUUUUCCUGCUGAGUCAGCGGGCAUGGAUGUGAAUAGGCCAGAUAUUGCUCGCCUGCUUAAACAAAUGCGAUUAAUGAAUGACUUCCAGCAAGAAGUGACAACGUUUUGGAUACGCCAUCCUGAGAAGUACAUGGAAGAGAUCAUAGAGAGCACCCUUGCACUUCUUGCUCUACAUCAUGAACACGGCAUAGGCACUCACGGCUCAGAGAAAGCUCUAGAGCCAGUGCAUUUUCUUUCUCUUUUGGACAUCAAAGCCACCUGGUUCAAGAAGUGGAUGCAUGGCUACUACAGCAGGACUGUUGUCUUGAGGCUUCUUGAAAGGAAAUACAAGUCAGUGAUUGUUACAGCAGUUCAGCAGUGCUUUUAUUACUUUGAGUCGUAUGACCCUGUAAGAGAGGAAACGUUGGAGAUCGCUCAUGCUAUGGAGCAUCAACAGAUCGGCCCUGCUCAGAGAAGCUUUUACAGUGCUAAGGAGCUGGAGUACACUUACUUCGUUCACUCGCUCUGUGUGCUUGGGAGGCUUCUGAUGUACACUAACGGGAGGAAACUUUUUCCCAUCAAAGUGAGGAAAAGGAGAGAUCCGGUAACUUUGACUGACUUGGUGGUAAUCCUGAUUAAUAUCAUGUACCAGCACCCAAACACGUCAUACUCCGAUUCUGCCCACACAGACUCACUGUCUCCCACUACUCUGGUGACGGAGGUCCUGAAGACCUUGUGUGAACGUACUGAAUGUGCAGUGGAGUGCAUCUAUCAGACCCCUGUCAUAGAGACUCUGCUGGCCCCCAUCCUCGCUCUGCUUAAAGGAAAGCCGGCCAAAUUAAAUUCCCCAGAAAGCAGCCUCACUCACAUUGCGGACACGCUGGCAAGAAUCGCUACCACCCAGCGUGGUUUAGCAUUGUUUCUUUAUGAGAGGAAGCUCGUCUCAGCUGAAGGUGAAGGUAUUUCAGCGGCCCAUGUCAUAGUGCAGUUUACUCAGAAGCUGCUGGCUAAAGAGUUGCCCGCAUCCACGGAGCUGGAAAACUCCCCCGCUGUAAAGGGCGCCUUCAUCUUUGUGUGCCGCCAGAUGUAUAACACGUGCGAGGGUCUACAGGUGCUCAGACCUUACAGCCUGCACGAGUGCAUAGCUAAAGCCUGGAGGAAGACGAGCUCGCUAUCAGAGAGAGUUCCCACCCCUGUCCCUGGAGCCGUCCCAUCAUCAUCAUCCUCCCAGGAGCUCCAGAACGCAGUUGCCUGGGAGGAGGUGCUGUUGGACAAUCUGCUGAACUUUGCAGCCACACCUAAAGGGCUGCUGCUGCUUCAGCAAACAGGGGCCAUCCAUGAGUGUGUCACCUACAUGUUCUCCAGGUUCACCAAAAAGCUUCAGGUGAGCAGGUGUGAGAAGUUUGGUUAUGGUGUAAUGGUGACCCAGGUUGCGGCUACGGCCCCUGGCAUUGUUGCGUUGCACAGCUCAGGUUUCAUCCAGGCUAUUGUGGUUGAGCUGUGGUCUGCUUUGGAAUGCGGCAGAGAGGAUGUGAGAGUUGUCCAUCCUAAGUCCACUCCAAUGGAUCCAAUAGACAGGAGCUGCCUGAAGUCUUUCCUAACACUAGUGAACCUGAUGUCCUCUCCACACGCUGUGUGGGAGCUGCUGGGCCACCAAACACUUCCCAACAAGGCUGAGUACAACCUGAGAGAAAUGCCCACCUCUAUUAUUGAUGUGAUGGACCGCCUUGUUGUUAUCAACUCUGAUGCAAAGAUACACUCCCUGUUCAACUACGAGCAGUCGCACACUUUUGGCUUGAGACUCUUAAGUGUAAUGUGCUGUAACUUGGACUCUCUCCUGCUGCUGGAGUCUCAGUACAAGCUCUCUGACAUUUUGCUGCAGAGUCAGAAGGACAAUGCCAUAGAGUCUUCCUCUGGUGAAGGAGAGUUCAUCAUUGAUGGCCUGUCUGUGGAGAGAAACCACCUGCUGGUUCGGAUGAAUGCAAUUGGUGGGCCUUCUGAAAGGAGACUUCCGCCCAGAGCUCUGCAGAAGGGGUCUGAUCCAUACCCAUGGCCAAUGUUCUCAUCUUACCCUCUGCCCAACUGUUACAUCCCUGAUGUACCAAAGCCAUCGCGGACUAAACAAGACUCAGAGAUCAGUGCCUUUCUGGCCUCCUCUAAGGAGACAGAGAGAGAUGAGAACUGGAUGGAGAGCUGCAGGAGACACUACUGCAAAGCCAUGACCUCUAAAUCCACUGUUCUCACUGGAAAUGUGCUGGCUGAUCUGCUGGAGAAAGCAGUGCUGCACCUGUCCUCCUCUUCAGCCAACUGCUUCUUCCCUCCUGCAGAAUACAAAGUGGUGGAUCACUAUGUAAAGACUCGCAACCUGACAUCUGUGGAACAGCUGGGCAUCAGCAUCUCUCUCAGGUAUGGUUUAUUCCUGAAGUUACUGAGGGAGGAUUCAGAGCAGGAUCUCUGUCUUCUCAUCAAACACUGUCAGGAGUUCCUCUCUCAGCAGCGCGUCACACUCCAGUCUGAACUCUGUUAUCUGAGGGGAGGCUACCCAGGCCAUGACUGGUUCUCCUCCACCAUUUUCCUGCUGAUGGGUGGGGACGUGGGCCGCUCCCUCAGUCUGCUGCUGCGCUUCUCUCGCCUGCUGCCCUCGGCUGUCCUCUGGCCAGCCCGACUCUACAGCUCUAUGCAUCUACCAGUGGAAAUAGCUCAGUCUGGAAUCCCCCCACUGUACUCGUGCACUGCUCACUACGUGGAGAUGCUGCUGAAGGCAGAGGUGCCUCUGGUCUUCUCAGCGUUUAGGAUGUCUGGCUUCACUCCCUCUCAGAUGUGUAUACAGUGGCUGGGCCAGUGUUUCUGGAACUACUUGGACUGGCCUGAGAUCUGUCACUAUGUGUCCACGUGCAUCAUCAUGGGACCAGACUACCAGGUGUACAUGUGCAUUGCCGUGCUGAAGCACCUGCAGCAGGACAUCCUCCAGCACGCACAGACCCAGGACCUGCAGGUCUUCCUCAAGGAGGAUCCCAUCCACGGCUUCAGAGUCAGUGAUUAUCUGGAGUAUAUGGAAGGCCUGGAGCGCAGUUACAGAGGCAUGGUGCUCACCGACAUGAGGAGCGUCUUACUGAAGAGCACCUAGUAUUUCAUGUCGUUCAUAUGGGAUGUCCAUGGACCUAUUAAGUGCGAGUCGGUGACUUUGGGAUGGGCAAGUGUUCACAGUAAAAUGAAAUGAAUAAAAAGGAGUAAAAAUAGAAGGAGUAUAAAAUCAGAUUUCUGGUGCAAAAAGGAACAAAGGUCCUGUUGUUCAUUAGGUCUUAACAAUUAAGUUUCAGAGAUUUUUGGCCAGUUUUCCAGACUCAGAUUAAGCCUAAAGACUGUUACACAACACAACAAAGAAACAACAUGAAAGUACGAAAUAGUUGAACAUAUGAUUUUUUUCAUGGUGUUCUUUCCACAAAAAAUAAAUAAAUAAAUAACAAACUGUCCAUUGCUCCUCACCAAAUGGGCACAUGGUGUCACUGGGCAGGCUGCUUUCCAUUUUUGAAAAGCCGAAAGGGGCAUGGAGAGUUUCACUGGCUCACUGAGAAGCUGAGAGCUUUUGCAGAUAGCUUGGGUUUAUGUAACUCGGUUUGAGGCCUUUUUGAGCUUUUUUUAUGCUAACACCAUCUAUAACAAAGCAGAAAGUGAACUAAUCUUUUUGAUGUUUAUGAAAAAGUUUUGGUUGCACCAGAGACAACAGUUGGAUCGAAUGAGUUUGUAUCACCUGCAAAAGUUGGCAAUAAUUGAACAAAUAGCGGACGAACUCCAUUUAAUGCAUUUUUGCCAUCUGAAAAACUGUGUUCACAAGACAUCAUUAGUUAUACAUGUGUUCUAAUUAAUUUAUUGAUGUUCACAUAAAUCUUAAAUAAGUCAUGCUCACUCUGUAAAGGCCUAAGGACCAGUCUAAAAGUAAUUUCCAAUGGUGAUUCACCAUCUUCACUGCAAUUAAGUCCAUGAGUAAGCUUAAGCCAUGUGCGGUAAACUGGCCCUUAGAGUUUUAAGUCUUGUUUUUGCUGCAAUCUUUAAUUUGUACAGUUCAGUUUCCUUUAUCCUGAGUGCCAGGUUGAUUUGUUCAGCUGCAGUGUCUGUGGAAUACUGUUUUUUUUCUAUUUUUUUCCUCCUUUAAAGAAAGAAAAGGAACAUCCUGCCUUCUGUAUGGAAAUGGAACACAAGCAGCAAGACAUGCUGCGUGCAGUAUGACACAGGAUUUGUAUUUGUGUGCUAUUUGAGAUGGAAAAGUAAAUGCUGUUUUGUAACAUGCCCUGUAUAUUUACUGAGACCUAUCUUGUUUUAAAUAUCAUGUAAAUAUUUUUUCUGUUUCAUCUCAGUGAACACAGUUGUGAAGUUAGUAAACAGUGAC